Messenger RNA from Colletotrichum navitas, 5108 nucleotides. Its product is annotated as ABC transporter. The transcript has 5 exons. Gene Ontology annotation, cellular component: membrane. The record is from RefSeq and is a predicted model, not a curated record. The coding region runs from base 249 to 4796 and encodes 1515 amino acids. NCBI's taxonomy places the organism in Eukaryota, Fungi, Ascomycota, Sordariomycetes, Glomerellales, Glomerellaceae. Gene Ontology annotation, molecular function: ATP hydrolysis activity; ATP binding; ABC-type transporter activity. Gene Ontology annotation, biological process: transmembrane transport.
GGCCGUCCCUAGACCAGACCAUAGACAUCACUCGCGUUUAAACGGGAUUUUUUUUGUUGCCAUACAUACAUGCCAUACGUGCUUGCUCUCUCCACCAAGUCGCUCGCUCAUGACGUGCUCGUAGCAAAUCAAACAGCAAACCCGCCCUACUCACUCACAUACACAUCGCGAAACCGCGAGGAGUCCGGGGACACACGCACGACCUGGACACACACCACGGCGCCUCAAGGGUCUUCGCCGUUCCUCCGAUGACGGUAGCGAUGGACUUCUUCUACGAACGAGCCUUUGUGCUCGCAGCCGUGGCGCGCUCGCAUUCCCAGACCCUGCUGGUCAAUAUCCAGAGCCACGGGCAACUCCCCUGGGUUGACGACGUCAUCGAGUUCACCGACUCCGGCUACCUACAGGUGCUUAUCCUCGUCCUCUCUGCCGUCUGGACCACCUCCCGCCUCUUCCGCCGCCGCCACGCUAGGCCGUUGUCGUCAUUACCAUCACGGCCCUACAUCCGAGCCGCAGCCAUUCGAUGGCCCUGGGAGCUUGCCGCCCAACUGUCCCGCGCCGCUGCCCUUGCCUUCCUCGCCCUCGCCGGCGCUCGCGGCCAGACCCCGUGGCUCAACGCAUUGGUCGUGGCCUACGCUUUCGUUCUCGGCCUCUCGAGACUCGUCAACGACCUGCAGUGGCGGCAUGUCGCGCUGUAUCAAGUCAACUUUGUCGUCUCGGCCGAGGUAUUGAUUCUAGCCGCGUCAUCGGUAUUGCCGUGCAUUGAGGCCUCAAACGAAUGCGCCAUUGCGACCCCGGUCCGCGGCGGUCUCGUGAGCUUGGCAGUUGCCGUCGUCGUCGCCAUCACCACGCCGCGGGAAUGGGUACCUCCGUCGCUGAUGCACGACGUGCCCGAAGAGUUUGCAGCUCGCGGGCCCGCGCCCGAGGAGACCUGCAGUUGGGCGACGUAUUACCUCACCUUUGAGUGGCUCACGCCGCUGCUGUGGAAAGGCAUGCGGAAGGACAUUGUCCUCGAAGACCUACCCCAGCUGCCGUGGUAUGACGAGCCGCUGCUUCUCCUGGAAAGGAUCAAGAAGGCGAGGGCCAAGGGCGUGACGACAACCUGGACCCUCUUCUACUUCCUGCGCAGCGAGGUGACGCUCAUGGCCUGCUACAUUUCCAGUGCGUACGCCUGCGAGCUCAUUGCGCCUUAUGGUCUGUAUCAGCUGCUGGCAUAUCUUGCGGACCCCAAGGGCGCUCUCAUCCGGCCGUGGCUCUGGCUGGUGCUCAUGUUCUGCGGCCCGCUGUCGCGUUCUGUCUUGUUCCAGCAGUACGUCUUCACGUCGACUCGCUUGGUGGUGCGCCUAAGGUCCGCCCUGACUCAGGAGCUGUACCACCGGGCCAUGGGUUCUAUGGAGCUUGAGGAGGACAUCUUCGCUCCCAAGGAGGAUUCCGGAAAAGCCCAGCAGAAGAAGGAUGGGAAGCCGGGCCGGUCCACGACCUCGGCCGGCCGCUUGGCCAACCUCAUGGCCGCGGACGUCCAGGCCAUCUUUGGCUCCCGGGAUAUCGUCAUGGUCUCCAUGGGCGUGUCCACAGGCACCGUCAUCGCCUUUAUUGGCCUCUACAAGAUGCUCGGAUGGCCCGCCCUCGUGGGCACGGCUAUCCUGUUCCUCGCCGCGCCCAUAUCCGUGAUCGUGGCACAACUGAUGGCCAGACAGACCAGAAAGGCAAGAAGGGCGCAGGACUCUCGCAUCUCGCUCGUGUCCGAGUACCUCGCCUCCAUCCGUGCGGUCAAGUACUUUGCAUGGGAGGAUGCCAUUAUCAAAACCAUUGAGGAAACGCGUGCUAACGAGCAGCGGGAUCUGUGGCGUGUGUCGCUCAUCUACGUGACCCUUAACCAGAUCACCGCCCUCAUGCCCUACAUUGCCAUGAUUGCCAUGUUCACACUCUACGUGGGCGUGUGCGGGCAGCCCCUGACAGCCGCCACGGCCUUCACGACGACCUAUCUCGUCAAGACCAUCCGUCGCAACGUGACACAGCUCGGCUUCAUGUCGAGGAACAUCACGAGCGCCAUGAUUGCCAUUGGCCGUCUGGAUCAGUACUUCGAGACCACGACCCCGCUGGAGGAGUAUCCCGAGGGGGCUCUUGAGAUCCAGGACGCCACGUUUAGGCGGAACAAGACGGCCUCGUUCCAGCUCAGGAACAUAUCGAUUGGUUUCGUAGAGGGUGGCGUGAACGUUGUGUCGGGCGCCAGCGGCAGCGGCAAGACGACCUUGCUGCUGGCGAUACUGGGAGAAACGAUCAAAGAGAGCGGCACAAUCACCCGACCGAAGGACGUCGCGUUUGCGUCACAAACGGCAUGGCUCCAGAACGAGAGUAUCAAGGACAACAUCCUCUUCAAUAGUGCCUUUGAGGCGGUGCGCUACAACAAUGUCGUCAACGCAUGCUGCCUGCCGGUCGACUUGAGGGAGAUGGAAAGCGGUGACCAGACCGUUGUCGGCGAGAACGGUGCCUCUCUGUCGGGAGGGCAGAAGGCCCGCGUGGCCCUGGCUAGGGCGCUGUACUCCAAGGCGCCGCUGCUCCUUCUCGACGACAUCUUCUCGGCCCUCGAUGCAAAGACUGCCGCUUCGCUCUGGGAGCGGUGUUUCUGCUCCGACUUGCUCAAGGGUCGGACCGUUGUUUUGGUAGCGCAGCAGCCGUGGGUAGCCGCGCAAGCGGAAGUUGUCGUGACGUUGGAGAAUGGCGCAAUCAAGGACGUCCAACAGAACAUCGGCGUAGCCAGGCACCCCGUCGCUGUCUCCAAGGACAUUGAGGGCGACAUCACCGACGGGUCCGACAACUCGGAUACGGAAGUCGAAACGCAAACAGAUUCUCUCAACGACAGGAGUAAAGUCGCGGACGACAAGGGGGCCAAAGACGCGAUGACUCAGGAAAUGAAUGCUAGCGGAAAGAGCGCGCGUUUGAUGUUCUUCAAGUACAUGACCUACUUCGGCGGCCCAUGGUACGCCAUAUUCUGCAUGUUCAUGAUGCUCAUCUCGCAGCUUGCCGUCAUGGGCGGCUCCCUCUGGCUCUCUGUUUGGGUAGAGGCAUAUAGCAAGGAGGUCGCCGUCGACAUCGCCUUCUAUCUCGGCAUCUAUGCCGCCUUCACCGUCGCCGAGUCGGUGCUCUACGCCGCCGUCUUCCUCGUGUUCGAGAAUGGCGCGUGGCACGCCGCCCGCAAGCUGCACAACGACUUCAUCCGCGCCGUCAUGCGCGUCUCGCUGACGUGGUACAAGAAGACGCCCGUCGGCCGCAUCAUCAACCGAUUCUCUAGCGAUAUGUCGUCCCUCGACCUGACGGUAAGCCCGCAGCUCCGCGCGUUCCUCGAGUGCGCCAUCUCGUUGGUGAUUCGUAUCUUCGCAAUCAGCUCCAUCAUGCCCGUCUUCAUAAUCCCCGCGGCUGUGACCUGCGCUAUCGGCAUCGUAGUGGGUGAGAUAUACACGCGCACCGCAGUGACGAUCAAGCGCCUGGUGGCGUCGUCGCAGUCGCCCAUCUUCUCUCAGUUUGCGGAUACGUUGGCCGGGCUGGCCAUCAUUCGUGCGAGGAGCGGCAUGCCGCAGAUGUUUGGCGACGCGUUGGCGGACAAGAUGCGUGUCUGGUCGCGGGCGGCGGAGGCCAACUUCAACUGUAACCGAUGGGUGGCCAUGCGUGUGGACGUGGUGACUGCUCUGGUCGGGCUGAGCGCGGGCAUCAUCGCCGUGUCCAAGGCCGGUCUUGUGGGCGCCGGGCUCGUGGGGUUCUCCCUACAAAACGCCACGGGGUUGAGUCAGACUAUCCUGCAACUGGUUCGCAGCAUGAACGACCUUGAGGUUGAGCUGCAAAGUUUCGUCCGCAUCAAGGAGUACGCCGGUCUCGAGGCCGAGGAGAAGACAGACGACUCUUACCCCGAAGAGGGCGAGUACACAGAUAACCCCUCACACGUUGUGCCCAAGAAAUGGCCGUCAACCGGUGAGAUUGAGUUUCGCGACGUCACGAUCCGAUACGACGAGGACGGGCCCAACAUCCUCACCGACGUCAACCUCAAGUUCAAGGCCGGAGAGAGAGUUGCCAUCGUGGGCCGCACCGGCAGCGGCAAGUCUACGCUUGUACUCUCCCUCCUGCGCUUCACGCACAUCGUCUCGGGCCAGAUCCUAUACGACGGCAUUGACAUCACCAAGAUCCCGCGCCGCCGUCUCCGCGAGGCGCUGACCAUCAUACCGCAGGAGGCCGUGCUCUUCAACGGAACGCUGCAGUCGAACCUCGACCCGACGGGCAAGAUCGCCGCGCCGGUGCUCGAGAGGGCGCUAGAGUCGUGCCAGGGCAUCGCGUCGUUCCAGUACCACUCGGAGGAGGACGCCGACGCGGCGGCAGCGGCGGCAGCGGCCACGGCGGCGUCGGAGCCGGACGCGUCGGGCCUGGCGCUCUCGACGACGGUCAACGCCAAGGGCGAGAACUUUUCGCACGGGCAGCGGCAGGUGCUCUCCCUGUGCCGCGCGCUAGUCCGGGGGAGCCGGCUGAUGCUGCUGGACGAGGCGACAGCGAGCAUGGACUACGAGACGGACAAGGGCAUCCAGCAGGUGCUGCGGCGCGAGGUCGACGACGACCGCACGCUGGUGACGAUCGCUCACAGGCUGCGGACGAUCGCGGACUACGACACGGUGGUGGUCAUGGGCGCCGGGCGGGUCGUCGAGGCCGGGCGGCCGGCGGAGCUGUACGAGGCGAGGGGCGUCUUCUACGACAUGGUGUAUCACAGCGGCGAGAGGAGGGACCUGGAGGCGCUUUUCGGGGACGCGAAGCAGUAACGAGGCCGCACGGCUGCUCGGUGAGACAGAGAGCCAGGCGGGAAGGGGGCUGUCGCUCUGCGGUGAUUGGAAACGGCUUGGGCUAUGACGAAGAGACGCGACGACGUAUAAACUUUAGACACUGGGAGGGGAGAGGCGCGCUUUUAGAUGAGUGGCUUGGCAGUUGCGUCUGGCAGCCCGAGACAAGAAGAGCAUAUGAGGGGGUUUCCAAUGUUGGGUUUACCAUGUUAGCCCAGCAGUUAGAGAACGGUCCUUGUGAUUACUACUUGAUUACUAUUAUUUCGUGAUUCAAGUCAUCCGCAAGACCCCCCC